AUGGGGGCCGCCGUCUUCUUCGGCUGCGCCGGUAUCGCCUUCGGGCCGGCGCUCGCCCUCGUUCUCCUGACGGUGGCGGCGGAGCCGCUGCGGGUCAUCGUGCUGGUGGCGGGGGCGUUUUUCUGGCUGGUGUCGCUGCUCCUGGCCUCUCUGAUCUGGUUCGUUUCGGUCCAUCUCAGCGACCGGGAGGACGCCAAGCUGCAGUACGGCCUCCUCAUCUUCGGGGCUGCCGUCUCCGUCCUGCUGCAGGAAGCUUUCAGAUUCGCCUACUUCAAGCUGCUGAAGAAAGCGGAUGAAGGCCUGGCGACGAUCAGCGAGGACGGCCGGUCCCCCAUCUCCCUCAGGCAGAUGGCUUACGUCUCGGGCCUGUCCUUCGGCAUCAUCAGCGGCGUGUUUUCCGUCAUUAACAUCCUGGCGGACUCCAUCGGGCCGGGCAUCGUCGGGAUCCACGGGGACUCGCCGUACUACUUCAUCACAUCCGCGUUCCUCACCAUGGCCCUCGUCUUGCUCCACACCUUCUGGGGAGUGAUUUUCUUCGACGCCUGCGAAAAACGCCGCUACUGGUGCCUGGGGCUGGUGGUCGCCAGUCACCUCCUCACCUCGGGGCUGACGUUCCUGAACCCCUGGUACGAGGCCAGCCUGGUCCCCAUCUUCAUCAUCACCCUCUGCACGGGCCUCUGGGCCUUCUUCACUGCCGGGGGCUCCUUCCGCAACAUCCUCAAGUGCCUCUCCUGUAAGCAGGAGGACGACAGCAGAGUGAUGAUGUACUCAGCACUGCAGGUGCCUUUCGAGGACUGAGCGGCAGCCGCGGCCCUGCCCGCUCGUGCUGCCUGCGCUGCCCGCGCUGCCCGCGCCGCCGCCGUACCCAAGUGCCCUCUUCUCGGCAGCUGGAAGGUCACGACGCUGCCUUCGCCUCUGCGGUUUGUUCCUCCGGUGCUGCCGCCCGGCCGAGCCCUGGCCCUUCUCGGUGGCACAGAGGCGGCUCCGUGCCCCGGCCCGCUCCGGAAGGGAUUUUUUUGGGAUCCGACCGGUACCCGUGGGCGCCCCGUUAGCUUCGUUAGCGACUUCGUUAGACUUUUUUUUUUUUUCCUUACAGGGUAUGGCCACAGGGUGAGCGCGGGGAAGGCAGGAGGGGGGGCCGGGUGCUUUGUGGUGCGGCCGGGCUUGAGGGGCUCGGGGCAGGACCCCCCCUUCCCUCGCAUUUUCCCCACCCCGGGGCGGGGGGCACCCUGCCCUCGGUGCGGCCCCGGCCCGGCGCAGCCUGCUGCCGUUCCCCGCUCGGCCUCUGCGGAAGCGGGGUGAUGCUCUCGGGGUUGGGGGGAGCCAGGAAGAGGGGUGCUCUGCCCCACUCACCCCCUUUCUGCUCCCCGCUGGGGGAGCGCUCGUUACCCUGCUGUGCAA
Gymnogyps californianus (California condor) is the source of this 1401-nucleotide messenger RNA. RefSeq names its product aph-1 homolog A, gamma-secretase subunit (gene APH1A). NCBI's taxonomy places the organism in Eukaryota, Metazoa, Chordata, Aves, Accipitriformes, Cathartidae. Bases 1 to 798 code for a protein of 265 amino acids. Gene Ontology annotation, biological process: Notch signaling pathway; positive regulation of catalytic activity; Notch receptor processing. The transcript is spliced from 7 exons. The record is from RefSeq and is a predicted model, not a curated record. Gene Ontology annotation, molecular function: protein-macromolecule adaptor activity. Gene Ontology annotation, cellular component: gamma-secretase complex; endoplasmic reticulum; membrane.